AACACACGAGUCAAUACUUAAUAUAGUGGAAUGUAAUCUGUUUGUAUCUCGCUACUUCACGCGAUACACAGCUUACUUCCUGCUCCGGAAUUUUAAUUGAAUUUCUCCACGAAAAUAUAAACACAUGGGUUGUAAUUCUUGACAUAAAUUGUAAUGUUUAGCCAACCACCAUGGGGAAUUGUCUAAGCAGUGAACCUGUGAAACCGCCAAAGAAUCUGCCGCCUUCUCUGUCUGUGUUGGACGGACCAUCGUCUCCAGUUUCUCCUGCACAUGUCAACGUUUCUUUAGUCGAUCAAAGGCCUCUGCCUUCGACACCAAAAGUUAAAGAUAAACUCAUCGUACGGGCCCUGUACGAUUUUGAUGCCAUAAAUGAUGAUGAUCUCAGUUUCAAGAAAGGCGAUAAGCUUGAAGUAGAUGAGGAAACUGCACAAAACUCAGAUUGGUGGGUAGCCACACAUCUUGGGACGGGCAAGAGGGGCUACAUUCCCAGUAACUAUGUUACCAAGGACGAUAACUCUCCACAGUCGCAAGACUGGUGGUACAGUGUUGAGAGGAAGGAGGCAGACAAACAACUGUUGUUGCCUGGCAACCCAACUGGAACCUUCCUGGUCAGAGAGGCUGGAGAUAGGGCCUCUUUCGUCUUAUCUGUGAGAGACCAUGACCCAAAGUCAAACGAUGCCUGUGUGAAGCACUAUAGGAUCAGAAGACUUGACAACGGAGGCUUCUACAUCAGUCCAAAACGAACAUUCGAUAAUAUGUUGGAUCUGAUUUUUCAUUACCGAAAUGCUGCUGAUGGGUUGUGUUGCAAACUGGAAGUCCCUUGUCCGAAGAUCCGACCAAUGGUGCAGUUCCGUGAACUGGAGGUGGAACGGAACUCGGUGAAACUUAAUAAGAAGCUUGGAAGCGGGUGCUUCGGAGACGUGUGGGCGGGUAAAUGGCGUAACACAGUAGAUGUUGCGGUAAAGACACUCAAGCCUGGUCAGAUGACACCAGAAGCUUUCCUGGAGGAGGCCAAACUCAUGCAUCAUCUGCGUCACCAGAAGCUUGUUCAGUUGAUGGCCGUCUGCACUAAGACGGAGCCGAUCUGGAUCAUCACAGAGCUCAUGGUGAAUGGUGCACUUCUAGAUUACCUUCGGAAGGACGAGGGCAGGACAAUCACAUUUAAUAUUAUUGCUGACAUGGCUGGACAGAUCGCUGAUGGCAUGGCAUAUUUGGAGGCCGAGAACUUUGUACACCGCGACCUUCGUGCAGCCAAUAUUCUGGUUGGGGAACACAAUGAGGUCAAGGUCGCAGACUUCGGUCUUGCUCGAAUCAUUCAGGAAGAUAUCUAUGAGGCACAUGAAAACACUAAGUUUCCUAUCAAAUGGACUGCUCCCGAGGCUGCAUUUGAUCGCAAGUUCAGUAUCAAGUCAGAUGUCUGGUCAUAUGGUGUUCUACUGUAUGAGUUAAUCACCUUUGGCCGUGUACCUUAUCCAGGUAUGAACGGUCAUGAGGUGCUAAACCGGGUCGAGAAGGGCUUCCGCAUGCCCCGUCCUACAGGUGGUCCCGUUGCCUGUCCUGACCCCUACUACGAGCACAUGCUCAAGUGCUGGAACCGAUCCCCCGAAACCAGACCCACCUUUGCUUACCUUCAGGACUUUUUCAACAACUACAUGGUGUCCGCUGAAGGGGAAUAUAAGCCUAUGGAUUAGGAAAGAGAGUUAUAAUCAAAUCAACUAUGAACUGUGCAGUUUGCUCCUAUGGACUUGGGAAGGGCAAAUUUAUUCCUCAAUCCUGCUUGAUUAAAGCAGGUAACCAUUCAUCACUUUCACCAUCCUUCCAGACUAAUUCAACGUUUAUAUUAUUUGUUCGAACAAACACAAUGUUUGCCAGUUGACUAGGGUCAUGACUUAACAAGUUCCAUGAAGUUGUACAGUGAUUGAGCUGAUAACAUAUGAGCCGUGCUCUGUGAAAAGGGGGUUUAAUGCAUGUGCGUAAAGUGUAGUCUCAGAUUAGCCUGUGCAGUCCGUACAGGCUUAUCAGGGAUGACACUUUCCGCUUUUAUGUUAUUUUUCGUUGAAAGAAAUUCUCUUCUUAGCAAAAGUUAUGUUAAGGUGGAAAGUGUCUAUGCACAUGCAUUAAACACCCUUUUCACAGAGCACGGCUCCUAGUUUUUCUGACUGCAGCUGAAUUACAGAUAAUGUGUUCAUGCACAUGGAAUUGACCUGUAAGAGGAAUACCAUUUUUACAACAUCUUCUAAGAGCAUUUCAAUGGUAUACUGCAAUUCAUUAAAGCAAAUGGAACUUACUGGUACGCCAUAUAGAUUUGUACAACUUCUUUUAAGAGUAUCUGAAUGGUACCUGGUAAUUAGCAUACCACAUGUUAGCUGUGUUUCAUGCACAGUUCUAAUAGAGGCCUCACUUAAGCAAUAUGUGAUCUCCCAGUACAUUGUUAAGCUUGUUCAAAUUUAAUGUUUCUUUUGUCUUUUUAUUUCCUCAUACUUAUGUUUAAACCACAACAGGCACUUUGAUGUUAUUAUCUGGGUAAUUGAAUGACUUGGAUGUUUCAAAAUGUAUAUUUAAUGAAGAAACUACUUCCAGAUAGAUAUGUUCUUCAGUUGUUUAAUUCAGACUUUUAAGCUUUUCACUUUUGUUUGAUAUAUUACAUAGAUUUAAUUUCAAUAUUUAUAUUUAAUUGCAUUUUUUUCGCCUGAAAACAUGUUCGUUACAUUCCAUUUACAAUUAUUAUAAUAAUACAAAAAAUCAUAUGUAUGAUUGAAGAAAUACAUUGUCAAUGUUAGAUUAGAAGUAUAUAUUUAAGUGGAAUGAAAAUUCAUUAUUUACUUUUGGUUGUGCAUAAUUUGAACAUUACUUAGCAUGUUUAAAAAUAGCAUGUGAAUAUUUUAAGUAGUUGAAAAUUAGCCUAGUAUUUCUUUUGUAAUUUUGCUCUGUAUACUUUAUAUGAAUUGAGAAUAUCAACAAAUUUUUGUAUAAUGACCAUUUAUAUUUUUGUUCAUAAGUAGUUAACAUGUGGUUAAAUGUGUGUGGCUUUGAUCCAUUGAAAAAAAAAAACACAGGCAACAUUGAAGUGGGUUCUAUGGUCACUCAUUAUGUUAAGUUAAAUGGCAGAACAAUAUAAACUGAAAGUACGAAGCCAUUUGAACUAUUGACAAAAUAACAUUCAUAAUAACAUCUGAUUGUUAAAUAAAACAAACUUGUUAGAGGUGUUUACUGCUCAAAUGUUCAUACAUUUGGAUAAAUGUCGGUUGAGCAUGUGCCUAUUGUAUCUGGAAAAGGAAUAUAAAAACAAAGAUACUAUACAUUGAUUUCAACUCCCUCAACUAUACUUUGAUAAUUGCACAUGUACAUUAAUGGAUUUUAAUACCCAUAUUUAUGUCGCCCUACAUAUUUAUGUAUCCAAUGCACAGAAGGGCCCUUUCAUGAAACCAAUUUAAGCAGGAAGUAGUUCUGAUGAUCAACUUUUUAUUUAUUUGAACAUCAGUAAACUUUUUCAAGUACCUUAUUUUAAGUAAAUUGUACAUUUGUGUUCGGUGCAUGUUUAACUGCUGCAUCUGUUGAAUACUUUGCUUAAAGUGACUUUUCCUUUUACUAUAUUCAUGUAUGGUAAGUUUUUAUUCUGAAGUAUAUUUAUUCAAAUGCUAUAGAAUCUUGCCAGAACAUUUACUGAAAUCACACUUGCUUAGAUUUUGAAUAUCAUUUUACAAUUGCAAAAUAAUAUUAUGCUUAAAACACAAUAAUAAGAAAUCAGUCCAGCAUGAAUGCCCAGCAUUACAUACCAUAGAUUUGUAUAUUAGUAGUGCAGUUUGAAAAAGAAUGAUAAAACACAUUGUUCCAUGAUGAGUGAAACUAAAACUUCUAUACUGGUUGUGUGGUUUAAUACUAAUUCUAAAACAAUCAAAGAAGCUUUAAGUUUCCUUUAUCUUUUCCAUAGAACAUGCGUGUGGUAAUUUCACUAUGUUGACUAUACUUGUGUUGUAUUGUUAUAUUCCAUGAUUAGUAUUACCAUUGUUUCAAACAUGUGAAGUUGUUGCUUUUUUUAAACACAGAUUUCAGCAUCCACUAUGCAAAAAGUUCUUCAAUAAAUUUCUUAACUAUUACAUUUUUAAGCUCAGAUUGAAGUUUUUACUUGAAUAAACUUGGUUGCAUGGUUUUGAAGCAACAAAUAAAUCUUGUUUAACCUCUUAAAGAUACAAUAGGUGAACAUUCCUGCUUCAUUCCUUUAAAGUGUGUCUUGAGAACAUAUUCGAUCAAAGCUCAUAACUAGCUUUUAAGUUUACUACUUAUUAUUUUGUUAUAUUAUCACUCCUAUUAGUUUAUGCAUAAAUGCAUCUUAUCUCUUUUCAUAACAUGUUCCUGUUGUUUGAUUCAGCACUUUGUGCGCCCUUUAGUAUGGCUUUUGCAUUUUAAAGUUCUUUCUGUUGCCUGCACUGGUGGAACAUACAUGUUCACAGGAUUAAUACUGUUCUAUAUAAUUACACAAUGUUGUCGGUUUUAUGUAUCAUGUGAUGGUGUAUCCAGUAUAAAAAGUGCCUUAUGCAUUAUGGCAUGAAGUCCUGAAAUUUCCAUCUUUAUAAGUUUUAUUGUGUUAUUUUAUAAUGAUAUAUAUUUAUUUGCAAUUACACAAUAAGGUGUAAAUAAUGAAAUUAUGAUCAUCACCUGGGCUUGUUUUCACCAACUCAUUCUAAGACUUAAGAAUUCUGGCCCAGGACCCGUAUUAAUAUUUUAUAUUAUGGAUGGUAUUGACUGUAACAGUCAUUCACGAAUGACAUGUAACUGUCUACUGAAUCAUUUACCCAAUUUUAUACUGUUACAUUCCAGCAAGAUUGAAAACAAAAGGUAAUAGAAAACCUGUGAAAACCACCUUCACUUCCAGUUAAGCCAUAACAUGUAAGGCUUUUAAAUUAGUCUGAGGAUAUUUCCUAAAACUUGGAUCAAAAUUUAAGGUAUUGUCUAAAAGUGUUGAAAACCUCUUCACAAAAUGACAAUUAUUUUGAAAGAUAUAAGGAACAUAAAUUACAGUAAUUGAGAUAUUGAAAAUAAAUGUGCUAAAAAUGUGUAAAAUCAUCUGUUAACUCUUUCCCACUCAGAGGCAAAGUAAAAAUGGCUAUGUGCAAACAGCAUAACACCAGAACAGCCUACGAGUAAUUUGCAGUCAGUUCAGGUUUUAUGCUCUUUGCUGAUCAUCAGUAUUUAAAAGUUGCAAAUGAAGCCUUUAAAACUUGAAUCUAGUAAGAAAGGUCUUAAAUUAAAUUUAAUUUUGUAAGGGACUACAAAAAUGUCAAAAUACUUAUCUAAGUGGUAAAGGGUUAAAAGCAAUUUAUAUGCAGUAUUUCAGCAUAUUUGCAAAUGAAGUGCUUCUAAUGGCUGCGUCUAGGCUUGUAUUUACAAAGCCCAGUAGGAAAAACUAAAAAAAUGUCUUUAAUUCAUAUAAUUCAUUGAGUAUCUGGCUAAUUUGUUUUUAUGUCUUUGUACAUUCUUACAUAAAGAAUGUUUGAAACAAGAAAACAUGGUUACAAUUGUUUUUAACAUUUUUGCAUUUUGUAACUAGAAAAUAUUGGAUUUAAAGAGAAAAAAAAUAUCUGAAUUUUGGUCAAGAACAACUGAAAUUGAGAUGUCCCUUAAGAGCUUUUUGGAAUACUGGCCCAAGCUUUUGAACAAUGAUGUAAUGCAAAAUAGGGAGUUUAUGUUUUCUUUUUUCAGGAAGCUUGGGUUCAGGUUAAGAUUCAGAUGUGGUUUGCUUCAUCAAAUGUUUUUUUAUAUUUGAACCAAAAAUAUGUACAUUAUUUUAUUACUUUUAAUUGUAUAUUUCCCUCAUUGUACAUAGUUAUUUGUCACUGUGUAUUGAACAAUGUUUACAGUGUUUGAAAUUUGUUAUAUGUGGAUGUAAUACAUGUAGUUUGGUUAUUUAUAGUCUAUGUAUGAGUUUAUUUAAUGUUUUAUCAUUUUUCAAAUUAUGCAAUCAAAAUUUUCUUCAGUUUCAUUUUUUCUUGCAUGUUUUAAAGAUAAUAUUUUGUUCUGCAACUCGUUAGCAGGAUUCUGUGCUAGAAUGCAGUUAAUAUUAUAUUUUUUUAGCAGUUUCAACAUUCUCAUGCUUUUUAGUUGCAUAUUGGGGAGUGUUUAAAAAGUAUUGCAUACAAUUUUUGGAUCAUUUUGUUUCUUGAAAACCUGGAAGGGCUUGUCUACCUUGUGCACAAAGGUACUGAUGCACCUUUCGGGGUUUUCAGUUAUGAUUACUUCCUUGAUCUUUAAUUCCUGUGAUUUUAUAUGUAUUAUCCAAGAGAAUUGCAGUGUUCUAUUAUAUACAUUCUUUUGUCUAUUGUUCAUGGUCAUUAAUGAUUAUUUUUGUAAGGUGUUUUAGGAAAAAUAAUAAGGACUGCUGUACCUAACUUAGUUAUAUUAUACUGAUACAAAUUGUAGUUUGAAUUUCACCAUAUAGCAUACAUUUUUCGUUUCUAAUAGAGGUACUGAGAUUUAAAAAAAUACUUAUUAGAUCUUUAAUACCAAUCGAGCAAAUGUGUUGGACAUAUAAUACAUUUACUAAUAGCAUUAUAACUAGAAGUGAUUUAUUUUGUCUUUUAUGUAUGAUAACCAGUCUGCAAUGUGAUUGCUGGAUUAGUGUUCCUUAUAGCUGAUCUACCAUAGGAUAGCGAUUAUAAGUGAGAUAUAGAUGUUUAUAAAGAGUUUUGAAGAUGUUUAUAGUUUCAAUAUGCAUUGUUGUCUUAAAUGGCCUGGGAUUUUUUCUCUUAAAUGCAUGCAAUUGACCCUGGAGAGUCAGAAUUUAUGUAAAGUUGUACUAGUGACACCUUCAUUUUAAUGGACCUAUCUUAAAGUCAUUAAGAACAUAUAAACCUGCUUAUAUAGAGGGGCGAAAAUUUCUUUUUUAGCAUAAAAUUCUUGUAGAUCAGCAUGUGGUUUAAAUAAACAUUCGCAUUUGUUUUGAUUCAACUAGUUUAUUCUUGUCUUUCUGUUAUAGAAAUAUGUGUUUGUAGUCAUACUUUUGACAUUGCUAUUGGGUUUAUCUUGGUCACAUGUUACUGAGCAUAUUUUAAAUACAUAUCCUUUUGUAUUUGACAUUCCAAUGUUGCCUUUUUAUACAUAUAUAAAUUCAUGUUUAUUCUAUAAUCAAUUUAGAAUAACACUCCAUGUUAAUUAAUAUUUUUAUUAUCAUGUAUUAAACAUAUGUAAUAGUC
Molecule: messenger RNA, 7190 nt
Organism: Dreissena polymorpha
Lineage: Eukaryota; Metazoa; Mollusca; Bivalvia; Myida; Dreissenidae
Product: tyrosine-protein kinase SRK3-like
Exons: 11
Coding region: 171-1691 (506 amino acids)
Biological process (GO): protein phosphorylation; cell differentiation; cell surface receptor protein tyrosine kinase signaling pathway
Cellular component (GO): extrinsic component of cytoplasmic side of plasma membrane
Molecular function (GO): ATP binding; non-membrane spanning protein tyrosine kinase activity; signaling receptor binding
Source: RefSeq, a predicted model, not a curated record